AUGACUGGCGCGAAUCCAGCCGCCCGGGCUAUGAAGGACAAGCAGAAAUUGGAUGUGCCGAAUGCAAUUGGGAAGCGCUGGACGAAGAUUGUGCGCGGCAAUGCUGACCAACGUGGCACAAAAAGGUCGCAAGGUCGGCAGAUCCAGCGACCAUGCGGUGCGGCUGUUGGAGCUGGACAGAGCCCUCUCCGAACGUCAAACGCGAGAGAUCAGAAACGACACAAGUCUUUGGAAACGAUCAAGAAGAACAAGAACAUCAUUGAAAGGCUGCUCAAAGUGGAGUGGACGCCAGUUGACACUGUGGAAGAAGUACCCUCGUUCGACUGGGAAACAGAAAAAAAGUUUGAAAGAUUCGAGAGCCUUAUCGAUUCGACAGCAAAGACUCUUGGUCUAGCGGAUCUGUGUAUUUCAUAUGAAAGGGUUAAAAUAAACGGCCAAACCCAUGGGUCCAGAACGCUACCCUAUAUACGCCUCACGGGAUUCCGAGAUGUGGACUCGGUUAAAGUUAUCCAUGCGAAAUUGACGAAAAGAAAGUUCAGGAAGUUUUACGACCCGCCACUAAGUCUUUGCUAUGAGAUACAAAGAUCCGGAACCUCGUACCUAGCGGCUUCUCCAGAUGCCUACUUAAUCGGAGAACCUCAGCAGGGCACUCUUUGCGGGUCCCUCGCCAUGAUUGGUACAAAUCCUACACGACGUAUUGUCACCGUCGGUGGAAUCGUCAGUUUUCAAGGCGCUAUGUGGGCAACAAGUGCUGGUCAUCGCUCGACACCCAGAUCUGCAUCUGCGAUAACCGCAGCAGACACUUUGACGGAAGAGACUAUCAACCCGGAAGACUACGACGACAGUAUCAAGUCAGCUUUAGUCAUUGGAUCUCCAAAACGAAAUGAAGCUACUCCAAAAAUACCAAUGCAAAGGCCAAUGGAGAAAUUCGACAAUAUUGCCAAGGUCAGACUGGGUGAAGUUGAGAAGACCGGAGAGGAUUGGAGUCUACUUUCGAUCAGAGAUCCUGGUUUAGCACAACCUAAUGCCGUAUGUCUUGGCUCUAAAGUUAGCUACCUCACUCAAGAGGCUGAAGCACCGGUUGCAGGGGAAGUGAUGGUUCUGGCAGGUAUAAGUGGCCCACGGAGACUGAUCAUGUCCCCUGGCGCGGUUCGCUUUCCCCUGUCGUCCCGUGGAUGGAUCACCACUUGGAAGUUGAAAUAUGGGUCAAACCCUCCUCUUGUCCCAGGAGACUCCGGCUCAUGGGUUGUGCACGUCGGAAGUGGACGGGUCUUUGGCCACAUAAUUGCUAGUAAUGAUGACUACGCAUAUCUGAUGCCUUUGAAGUUUCUAUUCAGCCAAAUCAGCGAUGUUCACACAAACACAAUGCCUUCAAGUCAGGUUUGCAUUCCUCCGGCCUUCGACAUGAUAGCGGGACUCGCUCACAACAGCUACCGCAACGGUUCGCACGAAGUUGCACUGAAGCACGCGCGAGAGUCCAUCCAAAAAGAUGUGCUAGAGAUUUCCAAGGCUUCGAAGACAGCACGGAUCAUUCGAGACUUCUUGGACUCUACAAACCAGAAAGGACGGGAAGAGUUCCUGGUUAGUGUCAUCAUGCAGACGGGGGCAGAUAUGACCACUGGAUUGGAGCUUCUGAGGGAACAGCUGAACAGUGAAAAGAUACAUGGGGUCGAAUUGACGAACGAGAAUAUCUCGGACUUCAUUGAACUGCUCAGCGCAGCUGCAGCUCGGACCCGACGCCAGUCCCCUGGAGAGCCUACAACGGAAGGCAGGAUUGGGAGUGAUGCGCAGACACACUUGAUUCAAAAGUCAUUUCCCGCUACUAACACUUUUGUACCCAGCCACGUAGACGACAAGCAUUCAGCACGUGCGAAGCACGCAAAUGUGUGCGCGAUAUCUUAUUCGGGCCGUAACGAUCUGUUAUCAGUACAACUUGAGGAUUAUCGUACCCUCGACGCUUUAGCGGAGCGUCUCUCAAACCCGAUAGGUGAAGUGAUACCUGAGUUUACUUUGUUCGUCGUUGAAGACUUAUCUUACGAGGUAAUGCAACUUCUCGGCUCGAGCUUUGACGUGGACUCGUCCUUCUUCCAGAAGCAUAUUGAGAUUCCAGUCUGGCCUGAUCAUCAGUCUCGGCGGGAGCAGCCGAACCUGAAGUUGGCCGCCAAAGGCCCAGACUGGUUCCAAUUGAAGUUCGUCAGAUCUCGAUGUUUUGAGAACAUUGAGUCUUUCCAAAGCGGCGAACGCGAAGCCAGUUGCUUUAAUAAUCCACGACGUCUAGUCGGCGACAGGGGCACGCAAUUCAGGGAUAACGAGCAAUCUACGAUGGGGCUCAUGGGGAGCAAGGCAACGUUGUGGAUGAAACGCUCUGUAGAUCCAGGCGUAUCGACAAUAGGUAUAUAUCGUUGGUUCCAGUACAUUGACGUGCGAUGCGAUUCUGAUCUUUUUGUGGCAGGUAUCCUCUUGCUUGAUGCGACCAUUUCCGGCGGACAUACACCCGGGCAAAUUUAUUGGAACUGGCAUCGUCCGCCACCGGUUGGAAGUUCAUUACCACCUGCUCCAGCGCCAAGGACAGAUUCAUUCUUCGAUGUUUUCGUUCACUGGGCGAGAAACCCGAAAGCCUUCCAUUUGCAGUGCGACAUUCAGCAGUCAACGACAGACGUGCCUAUACAAGUUUUGUUGCAUCUGAUCUGCGCACAAUGGCUCGAGAUCUCUGCUUUUAUCAAUUUUCGCCUGAAGGAGGUUGACCAGCUUUUCACAAUCCCGCCUAGCUCAGAUCUCGAUGCGGGCGCAGUCGCCGCCUCCGAGCUCGACCACUGGCGUAUGAUCGUAGCGCAAUGCCGCGAGGACUUGGCUCAUACCAUGUUGGUUCUUCGAGAGAUGUCGAAUUUCACCCUAGCUUCCCAAGGAGUGGCUAGUCAGCACAGCCAUAGCCUUAUGAGAGAGUACACAAAUACAGAGGCAGUCACUGCCUACGAACAGGACUACCUUCGCGUACUCGGAUAUAUGGCAGAGCACCAGCAGAGGAUCGAUAGGCUGACUCGUAUUUCUACGGCUAUCAGCCGCUUAAAUCGUUACAAGCUUGGUUGCAAGGACCACAAGAAUCUGCAGGUCUUGGCUGGCCUAUUCACUUUCUUCACUCCUCUGGCAGUGGUCGCGUCGGUUUUGUCCAUGAACACGGAUAUGACGAAUUUGCACGGAACGGUCAAGUCUUGGGCCAGUAGCGCUGUUCCGGCCGACUUCCUUGUUUUGAUCUUAUUGUGGAUAUUUACGCUGCCACGCUUCGGACAGUGGGUGAAGUCGUCCCGCUAUAAGUUGGCUGUGUUGUGCGGCUUCGAAAAUCCACCUGUGAUGAUUGGAGGAUGGGCUGAUUUUGAGCUGUAA
Diaporthe amygdali is the source of this 3381-nucleotide messenger RNA. RefSeq lists its product as uncharacterized. The coding region runs from base 1 to 3381 and encodes 1126 amino acids. The record is from RefSeq and is a predicted model, not a curated record. NCBI's taxonomy places the organism in Eukaryota, Fungi, Ascomycota, Sordariomycetes, Diaporthales, Diaporthaceae. The transcript is spliced from 4 exons.